UCCAGCACUUCAGCGGUGCGCCAUCUGUCAUGCCAGGAGCUUCACGCGUUGUUAAUGUUCCCAUUCCGAAAUCCCAGUCAGCAACUCAAACCGUUAAUGGUUUGAUUAAGAGGUGUGAGCUCCUCGGAGCUGUUGAACUCUAUCCGACGAAGAUUGAAAGUUCAGUUUACCGUUCGGUAGCAACGAAGCAAGGUCUAUGUUCUUCCUUUCAGGUCUUUACAAAUUCUGACUACCCGGCCUCUUGUUUUGUAAUAAGUGAUAAGGAUCAAAUUCUUACCUGUGACUUGGCCUUCCGCGAAUUCCCUGGUCUGCUGAAGGGAGUCUAUGAGCAUGAGCAAAAACUUCAAGUUAGAGGAAUUGGAAAGAAGUACAGAUUGGGAGAUUUUACCACGAACUUCAUAUCGCUCUACCUCGGCCAAAGUCCAACUGUCAGAGGAGUCCUUUUGGAGGUCGCUUUUUUGAUAGCACCUGCUCAUCACUUGGUCAACUCCUUCCUGAAACUCCACUUCCCCGAAAUCCGCGCAGAUAGCAUCAAAGAUCCCAGUGAAGCAUCUUUCCCCCAGGCUCCGCCCUCGCCAAGGAAAGCCCUUCUGGGUCAGAGCAUGCAGUCCUGGUCAAACUUCGCUGACCGGCUCUCAGUCCGGCAGAUGCCCAGCCUUCCCGAUGUGCCAGAACUGACCGCAAGCUCGGUUACGCUGAUUUGUAGUCUCUUGGAGGAGAUAUACACUAACACUGAUGACAAGGCUGUGGUAGUGGCAGCACUGCGGCCACCGGACCUCGCUUGUAAAACAUUGUCGAAUCCACCGUCGCUUGCCAACUGCAGGUAUUAUGCACCUGUUGUUAUUUAUGGGGAGGCUGUCUGCAUGCCAGUUAUAGUAUGCUCCAAAGAGAUUUGGUCUUUCCUGCCGCUAGAUGUACAGCAAUUGCGCACUAUGUGCGUUUCCCUACGCGAAGCAGUCCAGUCCUGCUCCGAGGUUCUGGUGCGCGAGCUGCACAGUCGCGACAGAAUGCAGAUGCGAAUACAGGGCAAAUGUUUUGAAAUAGCGGCUCAUCUCCGCAACUCCGGCUUAUUUAAAGGUACGUUACAGGCAUCCCCCUAUCUUCAAAUUCACAUUGAGCGUGGUCAGCGCGUUGGGGCUGAUUACAAAUAG
Dibothriocephalus latus is the source of this 1151-nucleotide messenger RNA. Lineage: Eukaryota; Metazoa; Platyhelminthes; Cestoda; Diphyllobothriidea; Diphyllobothriidae. The record is from the annotation of a GenBank genome assembly.